UGCCACCUGUCAGUGCCCAUCAAUGCCAGCAGUCAGUGCUCAUCAAUGCCACCUGCCAGUGCCCUUCAGUGCCACAGCAAUGCCACAUAUCAGUGCCUACCAGUGCACAUCAAUGCCACAUAUCAGUGCCCAUCUGAGCUGCAUUUCAGUGUCACCUAUCAGUGCCAGUCAGUGCCACCUACCAAUGCCAUGUGCAUCAGUGCCACCUAUCAGUGCCCGUCAGUGCUGCCUAUCAAUGCCACCUAACAGUGCCACCAAACAGUGCCAGUCAUCAGUGCCACCUAUCAGUGCCAUAUAUGAGUGCUGCCUUUCAGUGCCCAUCAGUGAUGCC
This is a messenger RNA of Staurois parvus, 331 nucleotides long. NCBI's taxonomy places the organism in Eukaryota, Metazoa, Chordata, Amphibia, Anura, Ranidae. The record is from the annotation of a GenBank genome assembly.